AUGUACAAAAUUGGGCGUGUUCCUCUUGGACCUGGAGCAGCUGCUGUUAUUGUCAAUGUUGUAACAAAAGCUGAUGCUUAUGUCUGGAGGCCAACCACAACUAUAUUUUCACUUGGACAAGCAAUGGGUAGCAAAAUCGCAUGGCCAGCAGACAAAGUAAUACUGGAUAACGACCAAGGCACCACACCUGAAAGUCACACAAGUGUUUCAUCGGCAUCACCGGAUAAAAUACUCAUCAUUGACUGGACUUCUGAUGAUGUGAUUGCUGAGGGUGGUUUGUUUUCAACUGAUCCCAAGCAACUGGUCAACAACAUUCCCCUUGGACCCAAUGCUGCAAUUGUCAAAAUUGAAAAGGUGCUUAAGAAGAAUGCUUAUUUGUGGAGACCUAGUCCCGAGAUGUCAACCAUUGCUGAUGCACUUCAUCAAAGUAUCGCUUGGCCAAUUCAGAAGAUAGAUAUCAUUAACCAGUCUCCAAAAAGAGUUUCGCCAUUAUCAUCUUCACCUCAGAGUGUCAGUAACAGCUUGGACACUGCUAAAUCAAGUCCAGAGAAGAAGUGCAUCUUGUUAGAUUGCUUUAACUCGGGAAAGACUAUCGCUGAGGGCCGUGUUGUUUUCACAAAUCCAGAGGAUAGAGUCCACUUUGUCCCAUUAGGUGAAAAUGCUUCCAAGGUCUUCGUUCUAGUGGCAAAGAUUGGAGAUGCAAAAGUUUGGAGACCAAAUGCAGAAGUUGAAUUCAUAUCCGAUGCUUUAGGUACCACUGUGGCUUGGCCUAAUGACAAAGUUAUAUUUGUCUGA
This is a messenger RNA of Brassica oleracea var. oleracea, 795 nucleotides long. RefSeq lists its product as uncharacterized. Bases 1 to 795 code for a protein of 264 amino acids. The record is from RefSeq and is a predicted model, not a curated record. The transcript has 3 exons. Lineage: Eukaryota; Viridiplantae; Streptophyta; Magnoliopsida; Brassicales; Brassicaceae.